GAGCUGCCUAACAACAUCAUGGCGGCCCAACCUGAUUGGGAAGACAAAUAUAUGAUGCCGGAACAGGACGAUAGUGUUCGAAGGUAUUUCUAUUUUGUCAAGGAGAACGUCAGCUCAGACUGGAAGGACCUGGCCUUCCAUCUUGGAUUCACGCAACAAGACAUCGAUAACAUAACCAGUAGAAAUCGAGACGACAAGUCUUGCUGUAUGGACCUGUUGGAGGAAUGGCUGAAGGGUAACGGAGAGAGAGCCACCAUAGAGGUCCUGAUGGAGGCUCUGUCUGAGUCGAAGUUACAGAGUACUGUGGACGGUCUGAAAAACAAAUAUCCUGUAUUAGAUACAUCGCAAGCAUCUAGUAGCCAACAGAAAAGGAAAAAGGACAUAGGCAAGUUUCCAGCAAAGAAACAGCCUCAUUGUAAGAAAGAUGCGUUCAAGACGUCUGUGAAAGAGUACUAUGAGUUUAAGUUGUCAACUUUUCGGCCUCUGAAUUGGAAUGAUGACUUCACACUUCCCCUUAGAGAUAUAUUCACAGAGUUAGAGUUGAUACAAACAUGUAAAAAGCAGUCUAAAGGAAAUGUGGGGUUAACAGCAGUGAAGGUAAAAGAAAGAAAGAAUCUGAAUUCCCUAAGUGACUUGUUCACCCCCAUUGGCAAAGGGCAAUCAGCAUCACCAAGAUGCAUUCUGAUUGAGGGUGAAGCAGGAAUGGGAAAGACCACAUUUCUCUCAAAAGAAGCUCUCGAUGCUGUUUCAAGUAGAACAGAAUUAGGCAGACGGCAUGACAUUGUCCUGUUGAUCCGCCUUCGGGAGGUUAGAGAGGGGGACACUGUAGAGGAGAUUGUGUGGGACCAGUGUGUCCCUGAGACAACGGAAGGUAUUGAUGUACAGUCCAUCAAAGCAAUCCUACAGAGGAACGAGUCCCGAGUCCUCUUCCUCCUAGAUGGGUAUGAUGAGCUUCGGCCAAAGGCCAGGGCAGACAAGCAGGCCAUUCCCAAACUACUGUCUGGCAAGUUGUAUCUUAAAAGCACAAUUGUGAUCACCUCCAGACCCUCAGCUGGAGUUCCGGAGCACACUCAUCCAGACUGUCACAUACACAUUACGGGAUUUUCUUCAGAACAUGUGAAGAAAUAUGUGGAGCAGUACUUCACCAUUACAGGUAACCCUGAGCAAGCAGCGAAACUCAUCAACAUUCUUGAAAGAAGCAGGUUAGUUACUGACAUGAUCCACGCCCCAAUUUUCCUGCUGUUAGUCUGUCUGCUGUGGGAGGAGAAACCCGAGAUGGUCUCUCCAGGGACAAUGACUGAGCUGUAUGAGAACUUGGUGACAUGUAUGGGUAGAAAGCACUGUAAGAGAGAAGGAGUGGACAUGCCAGGAGAGAAGCUGCCAACAGAACUGGCAGACUCCUUACUGCAGUUCGGCAAGCUUGCCUUGGAGGCGCUGUUGAUAAGGAAUGAGACUCUGCUUGAGGUCUCUGAACUAGAGAUGAACCAUGUGAAUUGUGAUCUGAGUUUAAAGCUUGGCUUCGUUUCUUUGGAGGCUACUGUUUCAAAAUUGCAUCCCAGGAAACAGCUGAACUUUUCCCACAAAACAAUGCAAGAGUUCCUGGCUGGACGGUAUGCUGCUCAUGCUCUGAAGAAUCACGAGAAAAGUAUUGUUGAACUGCUGCAUCUUACCUCGAUAACCAAGGUGCUUGAACACAAUCACCUACUUCAGUUCACGUGUGGAUGUGACUCUCUGGCAGCACAAGUAGUAACUGAAGAACUGAGCAAGCUCAGCAGGAAGGAGUAUUCCAAUUUGCAACCAGAAGACUUUAAGAAGUCCCACAUCUCAGUGAAGCCAGAGAUGAAGAAAUCAGUUGAAUCCUACAGAAAGUUUUGCCUUAUCUGUCUUGGCAUCUUGAAUGAAAGAAAGCACCCUGACAUACUGCGGGCAAUUAGCAAAGCCCUGCCGGUCAUCAUUCUAGACAAGGUUGCAACGAGUAAAUGGCAUGCUGCUCUUAAGUACUACUUGGACAAUUUCCAGUUCGUACACCUCCCAGACAGAAUGAUGGUUGGGAUAUCUGAUUGUGAUGACACACCAGCACUGACGUACCUGGAGCAGACUUUCACAUCCCCCAUCCAGGGCUUGCAGUUGGACAUGAAUAUGAGCUACGUACGACUGGACUCACCUGAUAAAACAACCAGAGUCAUUUCGGUUAUGAGAAAUGUUCCUGGUCUGAGGACACUAGAUGCAUCAUGUACAGAGAUAACACCAUCAUCAAUGAAGCCACUCGUGCAGGGGUUCAGACACGUACCUCUGUUAGAGGAGUUAGAUCUUACAGGGAACUAUGGCCUUGGUGAUGCUGGGAUGGAAGUCCUACAGGUUGGGCUGUCAACUGUUCCACACCUGGCUGUAUUCCGCCUUAGAGCAGUUGGCAUGACGACUGUGGGCAUGGCAUCCCUGGCUCCCUACAUGUGUCAUUUGAUGAGACUGAGAGAGCUGGAUUUAAGUUAUAACGAAAUUGGUGACACCGGGCUAGAAUCUCUUACCACUAUCCUCCACACGUUCACUGCCAUGCAGGUGUUGAUCCUGUGGCACAUUGGUAUCAGCACCACUGGCAUGACAAAACUCGCCCUUGCACUACGUCAGUUAAGUGGACUAAUCAAACUGGACUUGGGAGAUAAUGCCAUAGGGGACCCUGGGUUGGAAUGCCUGGCUGCUAUCCUCCACCACCUCACAGCCAUGAAAGUGUUGAUUCUCAGUCAGACAGGUAUCAGUGACAAGGGGAUAUCAGCCCUAGUCAAAGAUCUGCCUCACCUGUUGGAGUUGCAGGUGUUAGAUGUAUUGGACAAUAGGAUGCAGGACUCAGGGAUUGUCUCAGUGGUGCAAACACUCGGCCAGCCCAGCACUUUGGACAUGAAACAAAACCCACCUGGUGACAAGAGUCUGACCACAGCCCCUCACCAUAACACUACACUACAUGUACAGGAGCUUUACAUCGGGGGGAAUGAGGGAGUAACAGGAGCCGGACUGGGGAGGGUCGCACAGCUCAUCGGAGCACUGCCAGCACUGACCUGGGUGGACAUGUCAGGUCACCGGGACACACCUGCACACCUGUCUGACACCGCUGCCAUCGAUCUGGCCCAGGCUCUGGCGAGACUCCCUGCCCUGGAGGAGCUGGCCCUAGAGAACAUCUCCAUGGAUCCUGCAGGGUUCCAGGCUGUGGUGAAGGCUGCUGAGCAACACCCAACACUUGAGAGGCUGGGGUACAGCAAAGCUCUAGUUCCUGAGGGAGCAGACAUCGCAGCCCAGUGCCUGACACUGACUGUAAGGCGGCACUGAUUCCUCAACAUUCCAAACAGUUCUCUACA
This is a messenger RNA of Branchiostoma belcheri (Belcher's lancelet), 3347 nucleotides long. Its product is annotated as NLR family CARD domain-containing protein 4-like. The transcript has 5 exons. Gene Ontology annotation, biological process: signal transduction. NCBI's taxonomy places the organism in Eukaryota, Metazoa, Chordata, Leptocardii, Amphioxiformes, Branchiostomatidae. Gene Ontology annotation, molecular function: protein binding. Bases 19 to 3318 code for a protein of 1099 amino acids. The record is from RefSeq and is a predicted model, not a curated record.